GAUUUUCAAAAUUUAUCAUAUUUUUUAAUAAUUAAUUUCUGAAAUAACUACCACAGAAUCUGAGGAAGUACAUUCAAUAUUGUUCAAAUUAUUCAAAAUUAAAAGAUAGAGAAACAUGGGAGUAGUAAUAAUGAAACAUCACCAUCUACAGUGAACCCAUAGAAGAGAAGAUAUACAUGAACGUUGCCCUAGAUCAUAUCCAUGUCCACGUGAAUUCCCUCACACCUCCUUCCUACCAUUAAUACCCUUUUGUUACUUUCAUCUCUGCCCAAACCACUAUACACAUAUAUAUAUAUAUACAUAUACAUUAAAUAUGUUGAAGACAUGUUGACCAUAUAUUUGAAAUUUAAUAAUGGGAGUGAAGGAAACUCGUGACCCUAGUUGGAAAAGCCCUAUUUGAAAAGGCAGGCAGCCGUGUUUCAUGUGAAAACCCUAUGACAUGUACUUUUUCUAUAUUUAAUCUUCCUUCUUCCGACUAUCUUAUAAACCUUUGUCCAAUCUUCCAAAUAUUUCCUCCACCAUCAAAAUUUACUUCCUCUCUCUCUCUCUCUAUCUCUCUUUAUUUCUUCCAUUUUUCAUGUGAUAUAUAUAUCUUUCCAAAAAGAAGCAAUGGGAAUAAGCACAAGUAACACCUUCCCAACAUUCUCUAUUGUCUACAUAUUUUUCUUGUUACUUACCACCACCACUACCAAUGCCCUCAGGCCUUAUCAUUUUGCCCAUCUUAGCAAAGGCACUGACCAAAGCCUUACGAGCAUCAAGGAAGGAGAGAUAGGAAUGGAGCUAUACCCGACGGGGUCCAGCCUGCCGGAUUGUUUGCAUGCUUGUGGGCCAUGCGCACCUUGCCGGAGGGUAAUGGUCAGCUACUCAAAGUGCUCCGUUGAGUCCUGCCCUGUCGUCUACCGCUGCAUCUGCAAAGGAAAAUAUUACCAUGUUCCAUCCAAUUAAAUUAUAAUCUAGCCGAAAAAGAAAACCAGAUUAAUGUUGCUUGAUUAUUCUCUUUGCUGCUUUUUUCUUCUUUCUCUUGUUUGGUAGUAAGUUAAUCUUCGGUUAGUUUUAGCAGUAGUAAUUAGUGUUACAGAGUUGUAGGCAGAUCGAGAUUAGCAGAUGUUGCAGAAAAGUAAGGAAGCUUAAGCCAAUGGGAGAUGUAAAUAUAUCCAGUUUUGAUUAUUUAUUAUUAUCCUUCUAGGCAUUUUGCCAAGUUUAGUCA
This is a messenger RNA of Erythranthe guttata (spotted monkey flower), 1207 nucleotides long. RefSeq names its product protein EPIDERMAL PATTERNING FACTOR 2. The record is from RefSeq and is a predicted model, not a curated record. Gene Ontology annotation, biological process: guard cell differentiation; stomatal complex development. NCBI's taxonomy places the organism in Eukaryota, Viridiplantae, Streptophyta, Magnoliopsida, Lamiales, Phrymaceae.